UCGUGCUAUCGAAGGUUUGAAAAGCAGCUGAUCAAGUUUACCGCAAGUGCCAUGCGUCUUGACGAGUGUUUGGAGCAGCAAUGCGAUGAUACUCGGCAGGCAGAACUUCAAGUUCAAGAAGGUAACCAAACAGAAACUGACUGCUUCACUUGUAUCGACAAUAAUUCAGUAAAUGAAUGUAACGUUUUUGAAGAUAGGAUUCGUGUGGAUCGCAGAAAGCUCGAACAGAUGAUACAAGGUGAUACAGCGGACGGAAAAGUCAAAACUGCGGACGAUUUUUUCCAAAAGAUUAUGGAUGAAACUGACACUCAGAUUUCCUGGCCUUCAAAAUUGAAAAUUGGUGCAAAGUCGAGAAAAGUAGACCCUCACAUCAAAAUUUGUGGAAGACAACCUGCUGUUGCUGGAGCCAGGGAAAAGAUUUUGGAAGUUUUAGACACAAAGCAACGAAACAGGGUUACUUUAAAGAUGGACAUUUCACACACUGACCACUCCCACAUAAUAGGAAAGGGUGGAAACAACAUUCAGAAGGUAAUGGAUGAAACAGGAUGCCACAUUCAUUUCCCAGACUCCAACCGUAACAGUUUGGCUGAAAAGAGCAACCAGGUUUCUAUUGCUGGCCAACCUGGAGGAGCAGAGAAAGCAAGAUGUAGAGUAAGAGAACUUUUGCCACUUGUGUUUUCUUUUCAACUGCCAUUUUCUGUGAUGCCAUCACCACCAGACACUACAUCUCAAGCUCUUCAGCUUAUUCAACAUAACUAUGGCUUUACAAUAUCAGUGAAAACGUGGCCCCGUGGCAGUUACCAUGUCAUCAUUAUUAGAGGUUGUAGAAAAGAUUUUAUUUUAAUCAAACAAGGCCUAUUUAUACUAAUGGACUUCUUGACUGGGAGUAUAGGUACAAUAUUUCCAGUAACACUGAAUAUAGAAAUACCUCCACAUAACCAGAGUUUUGUCAUGGGGAGAAACAGAAUAAAUGUGCAAACAAUAAUGCAGCAAACAGGUGCACUCAUAACCUUCCCUGAUUCCACAGUUGGUUUAUCUGAAUCAACAGAGAGUUUGGUUACUCGUGUGCAGCGUGCCUCUACCGUGAUAAUCAGUGGUGUAAUUGAUGCUAUAUAUGUAGCCUGGCAAGAGUUAAUGGGCUAUCUUCCUCUAGUUCUUAUGUUUGAUCUGAAAGAUGGACAGGAGUUAAACACAGCCCUUAUUCACCAACUCAUGGAAUAUCUGAAAGUUAACAUCAUAAUCAGACCCAAGCCAAGACAGAACAGUAAGUCGGUUGUGGUACGGGGAUCAGAGAAAGAUUCUCGAGCUCUGUUUGAAGUUAGAAGACAGCUGCUUGGAUUGGAUGAGUCAGCAGUACCUUUGUGUUGUGACAAGCACUUUCUUUCUAGAGCACAUCCCAUUUUGAUGUCUACUUUAGGCCUCACUGGAGGAACCUUGAAUCUCCAAAACCAACUGAGAGACAUCAGUAGAGUACUUAGUGAAAAAAAUAAAGAAACUGCCAUUACUGGUAAUAUCCCAUCAAGUCCUCAUUUUCUCAUGAACAAUAUCGAGAAUCUUCAACUGCCUCUUAACUCAUCACUCCUCUCUACUUUGAUAGCCAACCAGUCUCAGCUAUUGGCAGCAAAUUCUGUCUCAAAUAUCUAUAACCAGUUUCCACAGAACUAUAUUCCCAACAUUUAUGGUAAUUUUUUUUCAACUCGAAUGGCCAAUUUGUUUAAUAAUCCAAGCUAUUUGCCUAGAGAUGGAUUGGGAAUAAAUCCGUAUGAAUUGCUGAUGACUGGAAUCCCUGAUCAAGCUUUUUGUAUGUCUGGAAGUAACAGUACUUGUAGUACUCUGUCCAGUCCAAGCCUGAGCCCUCAGCCAAGUCCUCUAAAUCUUCUAGGCUCUGACUGGGCAAAUGUAUGUAGUGGAGGAAGUAACAACAAUGAAGAAGCAUCCAUUGGUUGGAAAAAUUGGACAGACAUUCCUGAAGGUCCCAGACCAGUCUUGGGAUAUACUGCAUCUUCAGGAAACAAAACCCAAAGUACUAAUCAUGCAGAAUUUGGUUUGAAUGGAGAAAUUUCUUGUCAUCCAGAAUUAGGAUCACGUCCCACAUUAUGCAUUCAUAAUGACAGCAAUCUUGGCGCUACAGGUUACUCAAGUGAGAAAGACAUAGGUACUGUAGGCUGCGAAAGAAAAAAUAUACAGGAUUCCUUCCCAUUCAACUAUGAAGAAAGAAAAUUACUUGCUACCAAAGCUGUGCAGAAGCCAUUGAGCUCGGAAGCUCGAAAACCAACUAACAUUUGGUCUGGAUUUGGAUUUUCAAAGUCUUUGCCAGAGACUGUCAUCAAACAGAAGUGGCAGACUGGAUUAAAAAAACCUUCUAUUCCAGAAACUGUACAGGAAGAAAAAGAUGUCUUAAGUCAGAUGGAUAGUAUCUGGAGUUAUAAUACCUAUGGUGCAUCUAAUCUGGAUAAAUCUCGGGAAGCAAUAAGAUGUGGUUAUGGACAGGAUAAUGACUUGAGUAGACACAGAAAUUCACUAUUUAGUAGCAGUAAUUGCUUUGACUACUAUCCAUGCAGACCUCUGUUAUCUGCUCUGGGCAAUGUCAGUGAUGUUCCUCAAUUGCUAUGCAGGCUAGGAAUGUUGAAGUAUGUAGAUGUUUUCCAACAAAAUGAGAUUGACCUUGCAACAUUCCUUAAGCUAACCAGUAAAGAUUUGCAGGACUUGAACAUUCCUCCGGUUCCAAGACAAAAGAUUCUAUCUGCCAUUUCGGCCUUGACCAAAGAAAAACAAAUGCAUAAACAAUAUUUGGAAAAGGAGUGGAACUUCAAGUUAUAGGCAAUUAAGGAGGAAAAUAGCUUUAUUAAUGAAACUUGUUUAUGAAAAGAGUGAAUUUGUACUGUAAUAUAUGUAACUGGUGCUAAUAAAUACUUAGUUUUAAAGAAAAUGCUGUGAAUAACAAAUUACUUUAAUUCACUAUUUAGAGGUUAGAUUUUAAUUAUUUGUAUUACCAUAUUUUUAUUCCUGGUUUUAAUUUAUUUGGAUAUAUUUAUUUUUCUCCAAACCAAAAGUCUUGUAUUUGUAUUUACCAAUAUUAAAGUUGGGUUAAUAUUUAUCUUGCUUUAUUCCAAUAAAGAUACUUAUGUGAAAAAUAUAAGUGUAUUAACAGCAUUUCAUAAACUGUUGUACAGUUUGAAGCUUGUACCUUAUCAGUUAAGAAUAAUUCAUACAAAAACUAUUGCAAUAUUUUACCACACUUUUUUUAAAGUUGUAUUUAAAAUCUUUAAGAUUUUUUUUUUCUUCCUUGAGAAAUAACCAAAAAUAAUAACUGUUUGUUGUGAAUGUUAUUGGACAUGUUAUUAUGUACUGCUGUGAUUUUUCUUAAUAGAACAUACAUAGGUUAAAUGGUUUAAAUUUUAGUUUAUCUUGAAUCAUUCAAAAAAUAUUAAACGAGAUUAGUUAAGUUCCUAUUCUUUAAUUUUCAGGUUAAGUUUUGUGUAUACAUAUUUAAUUUCAGAUUUUGUUUACAGAAUGACCAGAAUUUUUUUAAUCAGUUGUCAAAAAUAUUUUUAGUGAUUAAGUGUCUUGGAUCAAGUUCUCAUAGAAAAGUAAAUAAAAUUAAAGGUUGUGAUUUUAGAAUUGAAUUGAGCUUAAAAUGUUUUACUCAAGUUUACAGGUACUGUAUGUUUGAAUACAGCUCAUAAAAGCUUCGUUUAUUUAAUUGAAAACUUUUUUAACACAUCUUUCUCUGUACUAAUAGAAGCUUAAUUGACGUAGUAAGGCCAAAAGUUUUUAAUGUGUAGAUUAGAUUACAAAAGACAUUUGUAUAUAAUUGUUAGAAGCCAUACUGAUUGCAAGAUAAAAGGGAUACAUUUUAAGGUGUUUCUAUGAAAGUGUUAAUUGGAAUUAUGAAUCUAAAUAAAAGUUGGCUAAUAUAUAUAUUACUUCUUUUUCUAGUCUUAGAGAAUUUGUUGGGAAAUUCUGAGAUCAAAUGUAUUUUUUGAUACUGUUUCAAAGUGUUUUUUAUAUGGAGGUCAAUAAAGAGUUAUCUAAAUU
Limulus polyphemus (Atlantic horseshoe crab) is the source of this 4038-nucleotide messenger RNA. RefSeq names its product protein bicaudal C homolog 1-B-like. The coding region runs from base 52 to 2820 and encodes 922 amino acids. The record is from RefSeq and is a predicted model, not a curated record. NCBI's taxonomy places the organism in Eukaryota, Metazoa, Arthropoda, Merostomata, Xiphosura, Limulidae. The transcript is spliced from 20 exons. Gene Ontology annotation, molecular function: protein binding; RNA binding. Gene Ontology annotation, cellular component: cytoplasm.